This is a messenger RNA of Dermatophagoides farinae (American house dust mite), 883 nucleotides long. NCBI's taxonomy places the organism in Eukaryota, Metazoa, Arthropoda, Arachnida, Sarcoptiformes, Pyroglyphidae. The record is from RefSeq and is a predicted model, not a curated record.
UUUUGGUAAAUUGAAUUCAAUCAAUCGACAUCAACAAAUUUUUGUUCAUCAUCAUCAUCAUCAUCAUCAACAUUGAGUUUAAAUCUACAAAGAAGGACAAAUCAAAAGACAACAAAAUGAUUUCCAUACAUUAUUCAACAAUGAUGACAAAUCUAGACCAUUAUUAUGGUCAUUAUAAUUUUAUCAACAAAAUAAUCAUUGGAUUAAUAUUCCUUCAGGCCAUCAUUACUGUAUCAAAUUCAAUGAACAUUCAUGAUUCAACAAUAGUAAUGCCAACAACAACAACAAUAACGACGAAUCUACGUCAUCCAAUGGAUAGAAUGCCAAUCAAGGAAACACAAUCACCAUCAUCAUCCAUCAUCGAUGAUCAUCAUAAUAGUGAUAAUACAAAUAUAAUUGGUGAUAAUGAUCAAGAUGAAAAUAAUAAUCAUCCUACAAUAACAACAACAACAAAUAGAAUAUUAAAUAGACGUUUACAAAAUUGUUGGACAAAUCUAUCAAGAGCCAUUGGGCUUGUAUGCUCAAAUUCAUCAUCAUCAUCUUCAAAAUUUAUGAAAUUGUUAAAAGAAAAUUAUUUUGGCAUUCUACAAAAACGUAAACAUCCAUCAUUAUCCAUUGAAAAACAACAAAUAUUGAUUGAUUGCUGUAUAAAACCUUGUUCAAUUGAUCGUAUACGUACAUUAUGUUAAAAAAAACAAUUCAACAAUUGAUUGAUUGCUGCCCAUAUUGAUGAUCCAAAAUGGAAUUUCUUUUGUGUAAAAAAAAACUCGCACACACACAUUCACAAUUUUCUCAAUACCUCAACCAUCGUUUCAUCUAUCUAUCUAAGGAUCCAUCAAAUUCAUUCAUUAUAUAUUAAUGAUGAUGGAGACGCGUUAAUAUA